This is a messenger RNA of Monopterus albus (swamp eel), 1415 nucleotides long. RefSeq names its product aryl hydrocarbon receptor nuclear translocator 2-like. Gene Ontology annotation, biological process: regulation of DNA-templated transcription. NCBI's taxonomy places the organism in Eukaryota, Metazoa, Chordata, Actinopteri, Synbranchiformes, Synbranchidae. The transcript is spliced from 9 exons. The record is from RefSeq and is a predicted model, not a curated record. Gene Ontology annotation, molecular function: protein dimerization activity; DNA-binding transcription factor activity. The coding region runs from base 154 to 1173 and encodes 339 amino acids. Gene Ontology annotation, cellular component: nucleus; transcription regulator complex; cytoplasm.
UCAUUUUCCUUCGUGUUAACGGAUGUGAGGCGGUUGGACCGAGACCCAGCGCCAGUCCCGCGGAGCUUGGACAGCCUCUCACGGGAGCUCUGUAGUCCUAUUGUGCGUCAUCUCCAUCGCUGCUGUUUUGUUGUUUUUCUCUGCUGAGGAAGCAUGGCAACUCCCGCCGCGGUUAACCCGUCUGAGAUGAGUAAUGAGUUGCCUGGGACUGUAGCAAUGCCAGGAGCAGUUGGUGUCGGCCAGGUGAGGAUGGGGGGAGCUGUGCCAGGUCGUGGGGGAAAGAGAAGAUCGGGAGGAAUGGACUUUGAUGACGAAGAUGGUGAGGGACCUAGCAAAUUUUCAAGGUAUGACAAUGAUCAGGUUCCUGGUGGGGAUAAGGAGAGAUACGCCAGAGAGAACCACAGUGAAAUUGAGCGCCGCCGACGCAACAAAAUGACACAGUACAUCACUGAGCUGUCAGACAUGGUCCCUACCUGUAGCGCCCUGGCCCGAAAGCCUGAUAAGCUGACCAUCCUGCGAAUGGCUGUGUCCCAUAUGAAAUCUAUGAGGGGCACUGGCAACACUUCCACUGAUGGGGCCUAUAAGCCCUCUUUUCUCACUGAACAGGAGCUGAAGCACCUGAUCCUGGAGGCAGCGGAUGGUUUCCUGUUUGUGGUUGCUGCAGAGACGGGCCGGGUGAUCUAUGUGUCGGACUCCGUGACGCCAGUGCUGAACCACCCCCAGUCAGAGUGGUUUGGCAGCACUCUGUACGAACAGGUCCACCCUGACGAUGUGGACAAGCUGAGAGAACAGCUCAGCACCUCAGAAAACUCCAUGACAGGACGGAUUCUGGACCUGAAGACGGGAACAGUAAAGAAGGAGGGACAGCAGUCCUCCAUGAGGAUGUGCAUGGGCUCCAGGCGCUCCUUCAUCUGUCGCAUGAGGUGUGGCAGUGCUCCCCUGGAUCACAUCUCUCUAAACCGUCUAUCGAACAUGAGGAAGAGAUACAGGAAUGGUCUUGGACCCUCUAAAGAAGGAGAAGCUCAAUACUCUGUGGUUCAUUGCACUGGUUACAUCAAAGCCUGGCCCCCUGCAGGUUUGUGCACAUCCUUAUUCGAUGCUCUUGUCACUGUCCCUGACAAUGUCAUGUCACUGCAUGAGUUUCUGGUCUGGUCUGACCUAAAGCAGCUGUAGGCUCUGCACAGCUCUAUAUCAGCAGCUGGAUUCAACCUCAGAUUGACAAAAGCCUAUGUGGUUCUGGUAUCCUAUCUAGGGUGUGUGAGUGGAGCGGCCUGCUUCAGAGCAGCUGUUUUGAAAUGAUGUUCUCCUUUGAUUGAUGUUGAUGUGCCUGUGUUCAGAUACAGUAUGCUGAUUCAGCAUCCAUACCUUGUUUUCCUGGUCUUUAUUGUAUGAUGCUGACUCAGCAUCCAUACCUU